This is a messenger RNA of Lipotes vexillifer (Yangtze River dolphin), 2822 nucleotides long. It is a transcript of the gene ITGB2, whose product is annotated as integrin subunit beta 2. Gene Ontology annotation, molecular function: protein kinase binding; integrin binding; amyloid-beta binding. The record is from RefSeq and is a predicted model, not a curated record. Bases 90 to 2399 code for a protein of 769 amino acids. Gene Ontology annotation, cellular component: focal adhesion; cell surface; integrin complex. NCBI's taxonomy places the organism in Eukaryota, Metazoa, Chordata, Mammalia, Artiodactyla, Lipotidae. The transcript has 16 exons. Gene Ontology annotation, biological process: neutrophil chemotaxis; leukocyte cell-cell adhesion; cell-matrix adhesion.
AGCACCGGCCUGGUGAAUAGCGGAGCCCAAGCCCCUGCCAGCCCAGCCAGGACCAGCCCUGCUGAGACCUCCAGGGCAUCGAGCAGGACAUGCUGCGCCAGCGCCCCCAGCUGCUGCUCCUAGGGGGCCUGCUCGCCCUCCGGUCUGUCCUGUCCCAGGAGUGCACCAAGUACAAGGUCAGCACCUGCCGGGACUGCAUCGAGUCAGGGCCUGGCUGCGCCUGGUGCCAGAAGCUGAACUUCACGGGGCAAGGGGAGCCUGACUCCACUCGCUGUGACACGCGGGAGCAGCUGCUGUCAAAGGGCUGCGCGACAGAUGACAUCGUGGACCCCAGGAGCCACGCCACGACCCAGGAGGACCAGGUGGGGGGCCAGAAGCAGCUGUCCCCACAGAAAGUGACGCUCUACCUGAGACCAGGUCAGGCGGCUGUGUUCAACGUGACCUUCCAGCGGGCCAAGGGCUACCCCAUCGACCUGUACUACCUGAUGGACCUCUCCUACUCCAUGCUGGACGACCUCAUCAACGUCAAAAAGCUGGGGGGCGACCUGCUCCGGGCCCUCAACGAGAUCACCGAGUCUGGCCGCAUCGGCUUCGGGUCCUUCGUGGACAAGACGGUGCUCCCCUUCGUCAACACGCACCCCGAGAAGCUGCGGAACCCGUGCCCCAACAAGGAGAAGGAGUGCCAGGCCCCGUUCGCCUUUCGGCACGUGCUGAAACUCACCGACAACUCCAACCAGUUCCAGACAGAGGUCGGGAAGCAGCUGAUCUCGGGAAACCUGGAUGCCCCCGAGGGUGGGCUGGACGCCAUGAUGCAAGUCGCCGCGUGCCCGGAGGAAAUCGGCUGGCGCAACGUCACCAGGCUGCUGGUGUUUGCCACGGAUGAUGGCUUCCACUUUGCGGGAGACGGGAAGCUGGGCGCCAUCCUGACUCCCAACGACGGCCGCUGCCACCUGGAGGACAACAUGUACAAAAGCAGCAACGAAUUCGACUACCCAUCGGUGGGCCAGCUGGCGCACAAACUGGCAGAAAGCAACAUCCAGCCCAUCUUUGCUGUGACCAAGAGAAUGGUGGAAACGUAUGAGAAGCUCACGGAGAUCAUCCCCAAGUCUGCAGUCGGGGAGCUGUCAGACGAUUCCAGCAACGUAGUCCAGCUUAUUAAGAAUGCCUACAACAAACUGUCCUCCAGAGUCUUUCUGGAUCACAACACCCUCCCUGACACCCUGAAAGUCACCUACGACUCCUUCUGCAGUAAUGGGGUAUCGAAGGUGGACCAGCCCAGAGGGGACUGUGACGGCGUCCAGAUCAACGUGCCGAUCACCUUCCAGGUGAAGGUCACAGCCACAGAGUGCAUCCAGGAGCAGUCAUUCGUCAUCCGUGCGCUGGGCUUCACGGACACGGUGACUGUGCGGGUCCUCCCCCAGUGCAAGUGCCGGUGCCGGGACGCGAGCCGGGACCACAGCCUCUGCGGCGGCAGGGGCUCCAUGGAGUGCGGAGUCUGCAGGUGCGACGCCGGCUACAUGGGGAAGAACUGCGAGUGCCAGACGCAGGGCCGGAGCAGCCAGGAGCUGGAGGGAAGCUGCCGGAAGGACAACAGCUCCAUCAUCUGCUCGGGGCUGGGGGACUGCAUCUGCGGGCAGUGCGUGUGCCACACGAGCGAUGUGCCCAGCAAGAAGAUCUACGGCCAGUUCUGCGAGUGUGACAACGUCAACUGCGAGCGCUACGACGGCCAAGUCUGCGGGGGCGAGAAGCGAGGGCUCUGCUUCUGCGGCACCUGCAGGUGCCAGAACGGCCACGAGGGCUCGGCGUGCCAAUGCCUCAAGUCUACGAAGGGCUGCCUCAACCUGGAUGGCGUCGAGUGCAGCGGCCGCGGCCGGUGCCGCUGCAACGUGUGCCAGUGCGACCCCGGCUACCAGCCGCCCCUGUGCCUCGAGUGCCCGGGCUGCCCCGCGCCCUGCGCCCGCUACGCCAACUGCGCCGAGUGUCUGAAGUUCGACCAGGGCCCCUUCGCCAAGAACUGCAGCGCAGCGUGCGGGGAGACGAAGCUGCUGCCCAAGCCACUGCCCGGCCGCACGUGCAAGGAGCGCGACUCCGAGGGCUGCUGGAUGACCUACACCCUGUUGCAGCGCGAAGGGCGGGACAGAUACGACGUGCACGUGAACGACACGCGCGAGUGCGUGAAGGGCCCCAACAUCGCCGCCAUCGUGGGGAGCACCGUGGCAGGAGUCGUGCUCGUCGGCAUCCUCCUGCUGGGCAUCUGGAAGGUCCUGACCCACCUGAGUGACCUCAGGGAGUACAAGCGCUUCGAGAAAGAGAAGCUAAAGUCCCAGUGGAAUAACGAUAACCCCCUUUUCAAGAGCGCCACCACGACAGUCAUGAACCCGAAGUUUGCUGAGAGUUAGGGCUGCUUGGUGAAGACAGGGCCUCCUGCACCGCCCAGGUGGGAGCAUCCCACGCCACGUCCCCCCAGCAGGCCGACCGUGACCCCGUCGCCCGGUGGACUUGGCUGACGACACUUGGCAACUUCACCACUAACUGAAAAUGCACCGCUUUUCCUGCCCCCAGAAUGACAGAUGCGGCCAGAUAAUUCUAGGCACUCAUCAGGAGGGCCAGCCUCCCCCUUCUCAUGUGAGCGGCUUCUGAUAGCAACUUGCAGAAGGGGUUGCUCGCGUCCCGGAAGGUUAGACACGUGUUGUCCUUUGUAAAAACUAGCACAACAGUCUGACGAAAGGUGGUACAGAUUUAUUUAUACGUGAACUUCUCAGGGUGUAAAAUUACAUCCCAUUGAUCAUGCUGCCCCCAAUCGCGUGUACAGAAAAAAUUAA